Closterium sp. Yama58-4 is the source of this 3594-nucleotide messenger RNA. The record is from the annotation of a GenBank genome assembly. NCBI's taxonomy places the organism in Eukaryota, Viridiplantae, Streptophyta, Zygnematophyceae, Desmidiales, Closteriaceae.
AUGGAUUGCACGGAAAUGCCGGCUUCUUUGUGCCGUCGGGACGGGUUUCGAACCCUAAGCCGAACCAGUUCCGUCUUUACCGACACUAUUUUGGAGGAAACGGCCAAUGCCGCCACCUUAGCUUACGAAGUAAACCGAACUGCGUCGUGUAACGAGGAUAUCCAAGAGGAGGAGGAUUGCGAGGAGUUACUACUUACAGGGCAAGAUGAGGCUUACGAAGGGGUCGGGUGCUGUCCUUCGCUGACCUACAGCAGCUUAAAGCCACAGCAGAAACGCCGGCUACUGCUACCUACAGAAAUUCCAAGAAAUUCCGCCUUCGAUUGCUCUAAUAGUGCCUCGACCCCGUGUAAUGUAUCAAGCUCGCCGACACAGGCAGCCGUUUCGCACGAGGGUUACUUUUCGUCCGCUCUCGCCGCGUCCCCGUGUCGUGACUCUAACGCCGCACCGAGAUCCCCUGGAGCUGCAUUGUCGUGCUUCAGCGCCACUGGGAAUGAUGACGCAUGCGGUUCGGCCGAAGAGAGCGACAGUUGGGAGAACGCGGAGACGGCGAGAGAAGAAAGAGCGGAUUAUGCAAGGGAGAGUGAGCGCCGAGCGUACAGGAGUGAAUCGAUUUCGAAAGAGGGGACUGAGGAAUAUCACGCAUCUGAUCAUGAUGGGGGACAUGGGCCUGAUGAUGAGGUGCAUGAGACUGAUGAUGCGGGGUAUGCGUCUGAUCAUGGCCGGGGGUAUGAGGUGGGUCCUGGGGAGGAUGUGGCGGAGAGAGCUAAGCUCGAGGAGGCGGAGAAGGCUAUGCAGGAGCAAUGCAUGGCGGAAGAGGGGAUCGCGGAGGAGGCGGAGAACGGGCGACAGCGGCAGCAACAUGAGUGGCGGCAGCAGUCGUGGGUGUCGAGUGUGGAGUGGUUCGUGUCGUGGCCGCUCAGGCGACUCAGCCACCCGUGGCGCAAGCGUCUGCUGUGGGUGUGGGUGCUGGUGGUGGCAGCGGCUAUCCGGUUUCUUCACCAUCCCUCCUGUGGGUCACUUUCUCCCCGGUACGGCACCCUCUCUCCUCUCCGUCCCCCGUUUCAGCGAGUGCUGUGGGUGUGGGUGGUGCUAGCAGCGGCUAUCCUGCUGAUGGUGUUCGCGGCGGCGAGGCGGCACGCCAAGACAAACGAGAGGGACGACUUGGAGUCGCACUGCGGCGAGUGGGGGUCGUUCAUAGAGGCCAAGUUUAACACCACAGCUGCCAACACACGCUCUAUUUCCGACUUCAUCCGCGCCUACUACCUUGAUACCAUGAAGGAGGACUUUCGUGACUUGGCGAAAUUCCAGCGGUUCACUCAAGCUACUCUCGACAGUCGACCCAUGGCCUCACUCGUGGCAUUCACUCUUCUCAUCAACAACUCGUUCAUCCGAGACAGAAUCGAAAAGACCUCUGGGGGCUGCUUCUAUGCGUUCGAGCCCAACGGCUCUGUGUCCUGCCAGCCCCCUGGCCUGCCCCUCUACGCGCCACUGCUUGUCUUCAACUCACGCAAGGACUUCACCCGUCGCCUGAAGCCCGCUGAUGGCUGCUGCUACGACAUGCUGGAGUCCCUUCCCCCUCAUCUCAUUCACCCCAUCCUUCUCCCCGCUGCCUCCCACCGCCCCACCCAGGCCAGCACUGGGCUUCAUAAUCCAUCGGGCAUGAUUCAUCAAAUUCACCCGCCUCGUCCGUUUUUUGAGUCGACUCCAAAAUCGACUAACUACAGCAGUGGGCUUCAUGAUCCAUCGGGCAUGAUUCAUCAAAUUCACCCGCCUCACCCAGCAGCGAGUGACAUGAUCCACCGUUCUAUCGACUCAGCCUCCUCCGUAAUGUCUCCGCCCUUCAUGCGUGACAACUACCCCUACCACUUCAUCAGUCAAGUCUUCCCAGUCUACUUCAACCUCACCACCUUCGCCCUGCCUCCCUCGCCCUCCCCUCCGUCCAUCGCCAUCCCUCCGCUUGCCACCCCCGGCCCCGGGGUGCUUCCACGGGGGUUUGUCAUUGCGGGGUAUAACUUUGCAAACCUGCGGUCGCUGGCGGGGUUUCAGCAGCUGGUGGAGCUGAAGACGAGGGUUUAUCUUGUGGAUGGGACGAGGGGCGGGGCGUGGGACGGUGCGCGGAAUGAAAGUGCACGGAAUGAGGACGGAAAGAGUAGCAGAUGGAUGCCUGCGCUAUUAUUUGACCAUGAGGGGGUGGUGGGUGAGGAGGAGAUUGGUGCGUGGAUGGUGGAUGGGGAGGAGCAGCAGCGGGAGAGAGUGAGACGGGCGGUGAAUCUGGGAGAUCCAACAAAAAGGCACACCUCCUACACCCGCCCGUUCGGCCCCUUCAUAUGGAUAAUAGUUGCGGCUCUCUUCCUGACCGUCUCCACCUUCUUUCUCUGGACGUGCAUUCAGCUCAUGCACGCCUUUGAGUGCGACUGCCGGCAACUAACCGUGGCGCAGCACGAGCUCCGCGCCGCUCGAGUGGAAGCUGAGGCGGCGGGCCGCGCCAAGGGAGACUUUCUCACCACCGUGAGCCACGAGAUCCGCACACCCAUGAAUGGUGUGAUUGGUAAGUACGUUUCGAGGCGCCUCUAUGGCAUGUUAAACCUGCUACAAGAAACCCCACUGGACGGCACGCAGCAGGACUACGCGGAAACGGCGUGCAGCAGCGGGCGGGCGCUGUGUGCGCUGAUCAACGACAUUCUCGACCUCUCCAAGAUCGAGGCCGAGAAGCUCCGCUUGGAACGGAUUCCCUUGAAUCUGAGGGCCGAGCUCGACGACGUGCUCGCUCUCUUCGUGGAGAGCACCCAGGAGAAGCGCUGCGUGGAGCUCGCCGCGUUUGUGGCCGACGAUGUGCCCGAGAUGCUGCUUGGGGAUCCACUCCGAGUGAAGCAGGUGCGUGUGGUGUUGGAAGUACACAUGAGCCACACACACACCUGCCAACCAGCACCAGCAGAAGCAGCAUCAGGCAGCAUGUGGGCAGGAGGGCGUGUGUGUGGUGAGUGUGGACGACCGGCCGGUGCGGCAUGCCGUCACUCUCUCUCUGCUGCGCCGCCUUGGCAUCUGCACCCUCCCCUGCCCCUCCUUCCACCUCCUCCCCCGCCUCCUCGCCCAACACCACUCCUUGCACCAUGCAGAGCAGAAGCAGGGGCAGGAGCAGGAGCUGAAGCAGGGGCAGGAGCAGGAGCUGAAGCAGGGGCAGGAGCAGGAGCUGAAGCAGGGGCAGGAGCAGGGGCAGGAGCAGGGGCAGGAGCAGGAGCAGGAGCAGGAGCAGGGGCAGGAGCAGGAGCAGGGGCAGGAGCAGGAGCAGGAGCAGGAGCAGGAGCAGGAGCAGGAGCAGGGGCAGGAGCAGGAGCAGGAGCAGGAGCAGGGGCAGGGGCAGGGGCAGGGGCAGGGGCAGCAGCAGGGGCAGGAGCACGGGCAGGAGCAGCAGCAGGGGCAGGAGCAGGGGCAGGAGCAGGAGCAGGGGCAGGAGCAGGGGCAGGAGCGGCUUCCCUGCUCACAAGCCAGCAGAGGACCCAUCAGCAACCAUUCUUAUCCCCCUCUAAAGAAUCGUCUCGAGCUAUUAAAUUGUCCUCUCGAGCCGCUGCUUCAGCCUUUCGAGCCUCCUCUUGA